CUUCUAGUGCGUACCCCUUUAAGAACACCCGCAAGCAGCGGUCACUUUACUACGUGCCAAACUUCCGGUGCCACUUUCCCCAGCUGUUCCUCUCUUUCUCCCGACCGGCCCGCAGAAAAUGGCGCUACUUACAACGUUCUUCGCCUUUCUCUACCACUUGCCACGUGUUUACCAGUGGCUGCUGAAGCCGUAUUAUGUCGCCUCGCUUGCCAUGUCUGUCGCUUUCCUUGUGGUUCGGAAAACGCCGGGCAUCUGCGAACACCUGUCGUCGCAGCGAGAAGACGGGAACUCCUGUGACUUUGACUGGAGAGAGGUGGAGAUCCUGAUGUUUCUCAGCGCCAUCGUCAUGAUGAAGAACAGGAGAGCCAUCACUGUGGAGCAACAUGUGGGAAACCUCUUUCUUUUCAGCAAAGUGGCGAACGUCAUCCUUUUCUUCAGGCUUGACAUUCGCAUGGGCCUUCUCUACCUGACACUGUGCAUCGUUUUCCUGAUGACAUGCAAGCCACCCCUUUACAUGGGCCCAGAGUACAUCAAAUACUUCAGUGACAAGACCAUCGACGAGGAGCUGGAGAGGGACGGUCGUGUGACAUGGAUCGUGGAGUUCUUCGCCAACUGGUCCCCCGAGUGCCAGUCCUUCGCCUCCAUCUUUGCUGACCUCUCACUCAAGUAUAACUGCGCUGGACUCAAAUUUGGAAAGUUGGAUAUUGGCCGAUAUGGGGAAGUAUCCAAUAAGUACAAGGUGAGCACCUCUCCCCUCUCCAAGCAGCUCCCCACCGUGGUGCUCUUCCAGGGGGGUAAGGAGGUCUUCAGACGCCCUCAGAUUGACAAAAAAGGAAGAGCAGUGGCUUGGAGCUUCACGGAGGAGAAUAUAAUCAGAGAGUUUAACCUCAACGAGCUCUACCAGAAAUCCAAGAAGCUCUCUAAGGGGACGGGAGAGAGGUCUGUGGAGCCUGAGAUUCCACCGGUGCAAGAAGAAAAUGAGGGAGAGAUGGAGGCCCAGGAGAGCAAGAAAGAUAAAUAGGUGAACACAACAGACGACUGCACCAUGUCCUGUUCAAUGUGACAUCACAGUGGGACUGGAUAGAAUGGGGAUUGAGGGCAAUUAGUUUCAAGUCUAAAACACAAUGGGAUUUAAGACGAUUCUUAGCUGCACUGUACUAUUGUAAUUUCCUUAAUAGCUUAAUUGUAAAUCACUAAUUUCUUGUGUUACUCUAAAACAUUAACUUGCAUGACUAGAAUUACUGAUUCAAAAUCGUGGUAAGCAAUCCUCUCUCCAAGUCCAGUCCCUUGUUAAAUCCAUUGUAGCUGUUCUGCACUGUGUGCCUGUUCUGAGUUUUUUUUUUUGGGGGGGGGGGGGGGGGGCACACAUGGAUACCACAAACUCAUUCCUAGAAUAUUUAUACAGUGAAGUUGCUAAAGAAGUCUUAUUACUAAAGGGUUUGGUUUGUAUUGUAGCAGUUAUGACUUUUAAUCUUUCGUAAUUAUUUAAUCCUCAGUAACUGAAGAUGCAGUGCUCUCCAAUAUACACUGCUGAUGUUUGAGGGAUGAGUUCAUCUUGGUAAUACUGUUGUGUAUUUCAUUUGGGUGGCUAAUCCUGCACUGCUUUCCAGUUGUCCAGUGAUUUCAGUCAGGUGCACAGCCUCCCUAUAGCUGAGAAGGUGUAAGCUGCAUUCUGUAACCUCAUGCUCACGCCCAUUGAUUUAUUCUGUAAUGUUAUAACGAUGAUCUUUAAGGAGCACUCCCGAAAAUCAGUAUUUGGUACGGACUGGUCACAGCUACUCCUUACUCCUGUUACUGUCAGUGUAAUGAGCAUGACUGUCAUGCACACUCCCUGACAUUAGGUCAUCAAACCAUUGUGGCUGUAGAGCAAUUGUAUUUACACUGUUAUGACAUGAGGUACCAUGAGAAUUUUUACUUCAUAUUAAAUUAUUACACCAUAA
Messenger RNA from Brienomyrus brachyistius, 1940 nucleotides. RefSeq names its product thioredoxin-related transmembrane protein 2-B-like. The transcript is spliced from 8 exons. The record is from RefSeq and is a predicted model, not a curated record. Gene Ontology annotation, molecular function: disulfide oxidoreductase activity. NCBI's taxonomy places the organism in Eukaryota, Metazoa, Chordata, Actinopteri, Osteoglossiformes, Mormyridae. Gene Ontology annotation, biological process: brain development. Gene Ontology annotation, cellular component: membrane-bounded organelle. The coding region runs from base 119 to 1021 and encodes 300 amino acids.